Phoenix dactylifera (date palm) is the source of this 1534-nucleotide messenger RNA. RefSeq names its product 7-deoxyloganetin glucosyltransferase-like. The record is from RefSeq and is a predicted model, not a curated record. Lineage: Eukaryota; Viridiplantae; Streptophyta; Magnoliopsida; Arecales; Arecaceae. Gene Ontology annotation, molecular function: quercetin 3-O-glucosyltransferase activity; quercetin 7-O-glucosyltransferase activity.
ACCACCUCCCAUCUUCUUCCCUCGUCACUCGGUAUAGACUUGCAGGCCGUUCCCGGAAGGAUCCAUGCAAACCGAGAACAGAGAGAUUAUGGGGAGAGAGAUGGCCGCAGUUCCAUCAACAAAGCCUCAUGUUGUUUUGAUCCCGUUCCCAGCGCAAGGGCACAUAAACCCCUUACUCAAGCUCGCCAAGCUUCUUCACGCCCGUGGAUUCCACAUCACCUUCGUGAACACCGAAUACAGCCAGAAACGCAUGCUCCAAUCCCAUGACCCAUCUACCCUGAGAAGCCUUGACGAUUUUCGCUUCGAGACCCUCCCUGAUGACUACGAGAACCGAACCACCGGCUUCCUCUGCUAUUCCAUUCCCAAGCUCUGCCUUGCUCCCUUACGUGACCUCUUACGAAAGCUCAACAAUUCUCCCACUGAGUGCCCCCCCGUGACUUGCAUCAUCACCGAUGGUGUCAUGAGCUUCACUCUUGAUGUCGCCAAUGAGCUCGGCAUCCCUGCGAUGUUCUUCUGGACCACAAGCGCCUGUGGCUUUAUGGCUUACCUCCACAACCAACAUCUCAUUGAUAGAGGCCUUACACCCCUCAAAGGUCUUAGUAAUCUUAGUGAUGGUUAUCUCGACACAAAGGUCGACUGGGUCCCAGGGAUGAGUGACAUGCGGCUGAGGGACUUCCCGAGCUGGAUUCGAACAACCGACGGCAAUGACUACAUGCUCCACUUCAAUAUCUAUGAAGUGCAGAGAGCGUCCAUGGCUGCUGCAGUCAUUCUGAAUACUUUUGAUGAGCUGGAACGUCCGGUCCUGGAAGCAUUGGCACCAAUCGUUCCACCCGUCUACACAGUAGGCCCCCUUGACUUACUUUUGCAUGAAAUACCCAAUCCCCGACUCAAGUCCAUAAACAUAAACCUAUGGAAGGAAGAUGAAAGCUAUCUGGAGUGGCUUGACCAGAGGGAGCCCGGAUCAGUUGUAUACGUCAACUUCGGGAGCCUAGCAGUGAUGACCAAUGACCAGCUGAUCGAGUUUGCAUGGGGGCUGGCCAGGAGCAACUAUCACUUCCUGUGGAUCAUCAGGCCGGACCUUGUGAAGGGCGACGACGCUGUGCUUCCACAAGAAUUUUUAACUGAGACCAAGGGGAGAGCUCUCCUAGCAAGCUGGUGCCAGCAGGAUGCGGUCCUGCCGCACCCGUCGAUCGGAGGGUUUUUGACGCACAGUGGGUGGAACUCGACGUUGGAGAGUAUAAGCAAUGGUGUGCCGAUGCUGUGCUGGCCUUUCUUUGCUGAGCAACCGACUAACUGUAAGUAUGCGUGCAUCGAUUGGGGGGUCGCCAUGGAGAUUCACAAUGUUGUGAACAGGGAUGAGGUGGAGCGGAUGGUGAGGGAGCUGAUGGGAGGGGAAAAGGGGAAGGAGAUGAGAAGGAGAGCACUGGAGUGGAAAGAGAAGGCAGUUGGGGCAGCUAAAGCUGGGGGUUCCUCUUUCAUGAAUCUUGAGAGGAUGGUCAAGGAGGUGCUGCUGCUCCCAAAGAAUGAUUUCUGA